Messenger RNA from Lepus europaeus (European hare), 795 nucleotides. RefSeq names its product calaxin (gene CLXN). The record is from RefSeq and is a predicted model, not a curated record. The coding region runs from base 66 to 704 and encodes 212 amino acids. Lineage: Eukaryota; Metazoa; Chordata; Mammalia; Lagomorpha; Leporidae. The transcript has 7 exons. Gene Ontology annotation, molecular function: calcium ion binding.
CUAGGGUCAGGGUGGCCGCGUCCUAAGGCAGGAACUAUUGCGACCAGAUCCGCUGAGCGCCCGGCAUGAACCGCAAGAAGCUGCAGAAGUUGACGGACACCCUAACUAAAAAUUGCAAGCAUUUUAAUAAAUUUGAAGUAAGCUGUCUUAUAAAGCUUUUCUAUAACUUGGUGGGAGAUGUGGCAGAGCGACCAGGUGCAGUCACUGGAUUAGAUCGUAAUGCCUUUCGCAACAUCCUGUAUGUGACAUUUGGGAUGACAGAUGACAUGAUUAUGGACAGAGUAUUCCGAGGUUUUGAUAAGGACAACGAUGGCUGUGUAAAUGUAUCAGAGUGGGUUAAUGGAUUAUCACUGUUUCUUCGAGGAUCUUUGGAAGAAAAAAUGAGAUAUUGCUUUGAAGUGUUUGAUUUGAAUGGAGAUGGAUUCAUUUCAAAGGAGGAAAUGUUUCACAUGCUGAAGAACAGCCUUCUCAAACAGCCAUCAGAGGAAGAUCCUGAUGAAGGAAUUAAAGAUUUGGUUGAAACAACACUUAAGAAAAUGGACCAUGAUCACGAUGGGAAGCUGUCUUUUGCAGACUAUGAAAAGGCUGUGAGAGAAGAAACCCUUCUGUUGGAAGCUUUUGGACCAUGUUUACCUGAUCCAAAGAGCCAGAUGGAAUUUGAAGCGCAAGUGUUCAAAGAUCCAAAUGAAUUCAGUGAUAUGUGAAUGUCUAAAUGUCUGUGUUGUCUCAACACCCUGGUGCACCAGCAGAAAACCCAGCUGGACCCCUUCAAAAGAGACACCACAUAACCUUGCC